Lucilia cuprina (Australian sheep blowfly) is the source of this 1559-nucleotide messenger RNA. Its product is annotated as probable cytochrome P450 313a4. Lineage: Eukaryota; Metazoa; Arthropoda; Insecta; Diptera; Calliphoridae. The record is from RefSeq and is a predicted model, not a curated record. Gene Ontology annotation, molecular function: monooxygenase activity; oxidoreductase activity, acting on paired donors, with incorporation or reduction of molecular oxygen; iron ion binding. Bases 12 to 1499 code for a protein of 495 amino acids. The transcript is spliced from 7 exons.
ACUGUUUUGAAAUGGCAUUAUUUCUAUAUACAUUUGCCUUUAUAUUUCUUAUUUGGAUCAUAUAUCGUUGGUAUUGCCAACCGUAUGUGAGAUUAGCCCAACAAGUACCAUCGUAUAAAUUGCAUACAUUUCUUUGCUGGGGUAAAAUACCGAGCAGAGCAGAGGGUCUUCUACACUUAUAUGAAAAUGGUAAAAAAUUCGGUUCCAAUGGUGUUUUAUGGAUAGGACCAUGGCCGUUAUAUCUCACAAUUGAUCCAAAUAUACUAAAAGAAAUUUUAACAUCAAAAAAUUGUAUAGACAAACCGGCCGCAGCCUAUAAUGGAUUUACAUCGGUAUUCGGUCCAGGUUUAAUAACCGAAAAUGAACCAACCUGGAGUCAACAUCGUAAAAUAUUAAAUAGAGCUUUUACACCCAAAAAUUUGAGUUCAUUUUUUUCUAUAUUUCAUAAAGAGAUUGAUAAGGUAAUCGAACAGAUUCAAUUAAGCCUAGAUAAGGGGGAGGACAUUGAUAUGUUGCUGAUAUUUCGUGAAUUGACUCUCAAAAAUGGUUCAAAAACAACCAUAAAAAGAGAUCUAGAGAAAACGGAAUUUAAUUCAUAUGAUAUGUCAAAACAUGCCAGCGGAAUUCUAGAAUUUGCAGCUAAUGCUUGUCUUAAUCAAAUUCUUGGUUUGAAAUGGAUUUGUAAACUUGCCGAGAUCACUAUAUAUAGAAAUGCUAGAUCCGGUUUGAAAAUAUUUCGCAGACUGAUCAACGAAACUACAGAUAUAUUGCAGAAAAAUACUAUAACCGAUCCGAGCAUAUUACCCGAAAUACAUAGUGCUUUGGAUCAAGCUUUACAGGGAGAUCAACAAAAAACAUUCACUCGCAAAGAAAUCGAAGGACAAAUGUUUCAUUUAUUUAUUGGAGCCUUUGAAACGACAUCCACUACUAUGUACAUGACUAUUUCAAUGCUGGCCAUGCAUCCGCAAUAUCAGAAACGUAUUUAUGAAGAAGUAAUAAAUACACUACCAUUGGAUGAUAAGGAAAUUACUUUAAAUAUGAUCGAUCAGUUGACCUUUUUAGAUAUGGUUAUAAAUGAGACCAUGCGCUUGUUUCCCGUCAUACCGAUGAUUUUGCGAAAAGUUACAAAUGAAGAUCUCUCCCUAAGCAAUGGUUUGACAUUGCCUAAAGGUCAAAUAAUUUGUAUUGAUCUAUUUCGCUUGCAUCGUAGUGAAAAGAUUUAUGGUCCUCAUGCAGAUAAAUUUAAUCCCGAUAACUUUUUACCUUCAAAUGUUGCUGAUCGUCAUCCGUAUUCAUUUUUGCCUUUUACCAAGGGACAGCGAUUUUGUAUUGGUUGGCGAUAUGCUGGCAUAGUUCUUAAAAUUUCUUUGGCAAAACUAAUAAAAACUUAUAAAUUUUCUACAGAUUUUAAAUAUGAAGAUUUAGUUCAGCGUUUAGAGAAUCAUAUAUCAUUAAAAAUUGUUGAUGGACCACGUAUUCACUUGGAAAAACGGGAAUAGUUGUGAUAUGUUAUUGAAAUUGUAAUAAGUAAAUUAAAAUAUGUUAUUAUUCAGACACGA